UCACAGUGGUUUUCAUGGUUUUCCACCUCAAGGAAAAGGAAAGAAGAUAUUAAUGAAGCAGAUGGAGAGCUUAACAAUGUCCACCCUACUACAGAAACUUUACUGGAUGAAAAAGAAAGAUCAAGGAUAGAGGAAAAUGAAAAAAAGGGGAAGAAGGAGAAAACGAAAAUGGUUGGUCCAAUUAGCGUUUUCCGCUAUGCAGAUGGCCUGGAUAUUUUUUUCAUGAUUAUAGGAUCCCUUGGAGCACUUGGGAAUGGGCUCUGCCUUCCCUUAAUGCACAUUGUAUUUGGUGAAAUGACUGACAGUAUUCUUUGCCAUAACACAUCCCUACAAAAUUCAUCGGAAUGUGCAAAGUUUAAGCCAAUAGAAGAACAGAUGACAGUGUUUUCCUUGUACUAUGUUGCUAUA
This is a messenger RNA of Staurois parvus, 408 nucleotides long. NCBI's taxonomy places the organism in Eukaryota, Metazoa, Chordata, Amphibia, Anura, Ranidae. The record is from the annotation of a GenBank genome assembly.